AUGCAGGCAAUGCCAGAUACACGACAGCAGUCGUUUGACGAGAUCUACGGACCUCCUGAGAACUUCCUUGAGAUUGAGGUCCGCAACCCCCGAACCCAUGGCAUGGGCCGUAGCAUGUACACCGAUUACGAGAUCGUUUGCCGCACCAAUAUUCCAGCUUUCAAACUCCGUGCCUCAAGCGUGCGCCGUCGCUACUCCGACUUUGAGUAUUUCCGCGACAUUCUAGAGCGAGAGAGUGCUCGCGUCACUAUACCCCCUCUUCCUGGCAAGGUGUUCACCAAUCGCUUCAGUGACGACGUCAUCGAGGGACGCCGUGCUGGCCUUGAGAAGUUCCUGCGCAUAGUUGUCGGUCACCCGCUUCUGCAGACGGGCAGCAAAGUUCUGGCUGCCUUUGUACAAGACCCGAAUUGGGAUCGUAAUGCGUGGUGA
Colletotrichum truncatum is the source of this 429-nucleotide messenger RNA. Its product is annotated as sorting nexin-3. Gene Ontology annotation, molecular function: phosphatidylinositol-3-phosphate binding. Gene Ontology annotation, cellular component: early endosome membrane; retromer complex. The record is from RefSeq and is a predicted model, not a curated record. NCBI's taxonomy places the organism in Eukaryota, Fungi, Ascomycota, Sordariomycetes, Glomerellales, Glomerellaceae. Gene Ontology annotation, biological process: late endosome to Golgi transport; endocytic recycling.